UCGGGUUGGGUCAAGGUUCGAACAUUGUUCGACCCGAAACAAGUUUUCUAAAGUCCAAAGACGCCAAAACCCAAAAACACAAACGCUUUAGGCUUUAGGCUUUAGCCCCAAAAACGCGAACAGUCGAUCACAAUUCAAGCACUGAAGGCUGAAGCACAUACCUCGUCGGCUCCGCGUUCUUCUCCGACGAGUGCGCCUUCUCGUGGAAUCCGCUGCCGCCCUCCGAUCGACGCGCCUCCGCCUCCGCCUCGCCGUCGCCGUCGCCACCCGUCGCCUCCGCCUCGCCGACGCCGAAACCCUUGCCGCCGCGUGUGGCCGACCAUCGUCGACAGCUUGGGGACUGGGUUCGCUCGGCGAUCAUGGCGCUCGUUUCUCGCCUCGUUUCCAAGUCCCGGCAGGUUAAAAGUUAAGCUGAAGCAGCUAGCUGAGCAGUAUGUGCUUUCUGAACAACAUCAUGAACAGGAGAGCGAGGAAUACGAAGAUUAAUUUAUGGCAAUCAAAAUCUUGUCACGAUCAAGAAUUGCCAAAUACGACCACGGAGUCAAGCUCGAUGUUGUCUUCUCUCGAUGAUUGACGUAUUAGAGGCACGAGCGGGCAUCAUGUGGCUCUUGGCUCUCGCGUCGCUAGUUUUUCUAUGGUUUGCGUCUCUAAUAGCAUACUUCCCCAGAAAACCUGCGUUUCUCAUCAGUGGCGAAAAUGCUAACAAGAGCAAUGCAUUGCUGGUUGUAGCCCACCCUGACGACGAGUCCAUGUUUUUCUCACCAACAAUAAGUUUUCUCACUUCAAGGGGACAUAACCUUCAUAUUUUAUGCUUGUCGGUUGGUGAUGCUGAUGGCAAAGGAAAUAUAAGAAAAGAGGAGCUUUACCAAGCUUGUGUGACUUUCAAGGUGCCCCGCCAACAAGUUAAAGUCAUGGACCAUCCAGAUUUGCAGGAUGGGUUUGGCAACAAAUGGAAUCAUAACUUAUUAUCCAAGAUCAUAGAAGAGGAAGUCCUUGCUCGUGGCAUUAAUGUGGUUAUCACUUUUGAUGACUAUGGUGUUUCGGGCCAUUGCAACCAUCGUGAUGUGCAUUUUGGGGUUCGGACAUUCCUUCAAGAGACGGCACAAAGAGAUAUCGAGGCCUGGGAACUUGUAAGUACCAACAUCUUACGCAAGUAUAGUGGACCAGUUGAUUUUUGGAUAUCCAUGUUGUUUGCCUUGCUUAGCCCCACUGGGUCAGCGCAUUGCUUAAUGAAUGAGAAUCCUCGGAGGAGCUUUAUUGCUAUGUCGCAACACUCGAGUCAAUGGGUUUGGUUUCGCAAGCUUUUCGUUUCCUUCUCUAGCUACACAUAUGUAAACACGCUAAGAAGCAUCGACAGAUUGGAGCAAGUGCAACGAAAGGGCAAUGAUCAAGAAUUGUAGCAUUGUAAAUUUAAUAUUUGGCAUUUUGCUGCUGUUGGGGUUCCCUUAACACCGUGGAUGGAAGUUAGAUGUCUGUUGUAAGCCGAAACUUUUGAUGAACCCCCCUUGAUAUGAAUGGUUCUUUUCCCUUUACAAUUCCUUUUUAUUGUUCAUGAUGAA
Molecule: messenger RNA, 1559 nt
Organism: Eucalyptus grandis
Lineage: Eukaryota; Viridiplantae; Streptophyta; Magnoliopsida; Myrtales; Myrtaceae
Product: N-acetylglucosaminyl-phosphatidylinositol de-N-acetylase
Exons: 14
Coding region: 567-1400 (277 amino acids)
Biological process (GO): GPI anchor biosynthetic process
Cellular component (GO): endoplasmic reticulum
Molecular function (GO): N-acetylglucosaminylphosphatidylinositol deacetylase activity
Source: RefSeq, a predicted model, not a curated record